This is a messenger RNA of Carlito syrichta (Philippine tarsier), 3948 nucleotides long. It is a transcript of the gene MAP7D2, whose product is annotated as MAP7 domain containing 2. The coding region runs from base 2 to 2398 and encodes 798 amino acids. Lineage: Eukaryota; Metazoa; Chordata; Mammalia; Primates; Tarsiidae. The record is from RefSeq and is a predicted model, not a curated record. The transcript is spliced from 17 exons. Gene Ontology annotation, cellular component: microtubule cytoskeleton. Gene Ontology annotation, biological process: microtubule cytoskeleton organization.
CAUGCACGUCCUGCGCGCGCUCUGCGUGAAGACGCGUGCGCAUGCGGGCGCGCGCGAUCUGGUGCUGCGCGGCGGGCGGGCAGUGCGCCUGUGCAGCCGGCGCAUCCCGAUGGAGCGAGACGGUGGCUUCGGGGCGGGAUCCCGGGUUGAGGGGGCUGCGCGGGGCACCAUUCUCCCUGGGAAGAUGGCUGAGCCGGGCGCGGUGCGGACCUCGCCACCUAACCACCGGCCUCCAGGCAUGGAUGGAUUUUUGAAAUCAGAUGAGAGGCAAAGAUUGGCCAAAGAAAGACGAGAAGAAAGAGAAAAGUGUCUGGCUGCACGUGAACAGCAGAUCCUGGAGAAACAGAAACGAGCCAAGCUCCAGUACGAAAAGCAGAUUGAGGAGCGAUGGAGAAAACUGGAAGAGCAGCGGCAACGCGAGGACCAGAAGAGGGCUGCAGUGGAAGAGAAGAGGAAGCAGAAACUCCGGGAAGAGGAGGAGCGGCUGGAGGCGAUGAUGCGCAGGUCCCUGGAGCGCUCGCAGCAGCUAGAGCUGAAGAAGAAGUGUUCCUGGGGAGCAUCGGUGGCUGCGGGACCCACAGGACGUGAUGGUGAAUCAGAAAAUCCCCCACCCCCUCCUCUAGGUUUAGCAGCCAGCACCCUCCCUCCGGACGCAGGGACUACUGCCGCAGCUGCCGAGUCCACCAACGCAUGUGACAAACUUUCAACAUCAACCAUGAAUUUGCCAAAGCAGACGGAGCCUCCCAUGAGUAAACGCCUAUCUUCAUCCACCGUGGCAAUAUCCUAUUCCCCAGACCGAGCUCCUGCUGGCCCUCUUAAGUCUUCUUACAAAUCUUCUCCCACUCGAAACAUUGAGAGGAAGAAGGCUGCAUCCACAUCUGGCGCAGGAGAUGCCACGAAAGGAAACCCUACAGGAGCAGAGGCCUCUCCGAUGGAGAAGGUGAAGAGGGGGCAGCGAGUAACAAGUCCCAUUCCCACCGGGAGCCUAGGGUCCCCUCUGAGGAGAUGUGAGCUUCCUGGAGUCAUUUCUAAGAGGUCAUCUUCUCCCGUGAUAUCCAGGACAACUUCAAAAGCAUAUCCACAGUCUCCAAAGACAGUGAAGCCUCCAUACCUAGGGUCGCCUGUGAAGUACCGCUUACCUGCUCUUCCCAGCCAAGAAACACCCAAGAAGAAAGCAGAGAAAGAGAAGAGCAACAAGGAAAGGGAAGGUGUCUUGGCUCAGCAGGCUGCCAGCCUGCAUGGAGAGGAAGUCCCAGAGAAGCACGUGGCUGAUAAGCAUGCCAGUGAGAAGCAUGCUGCUGCAGGAAACAAGACUGAGAGCAAUGCAGCCUCAGGGAAGCCCACAGCAGGCACCACUGAUGCAGAAGAGGCUGCAAAAAUCCUGGCUGAAAAGAGAAGACAGGCCCGGCUGCAAAAGGAACAGGAAGAGCAAGAACGACUGGAGAAGGAAGAACAAGACAGGCUGGAGAGAGAGGAAUUGAAAAGGAAGGCAGAGGAAGAAAGGCUUCGUCUACAAGAAGCAGCUUGUAAGCAGGAAGAAGAAAGAAAGCGGCAGGAAGAGGAAAUGAAGCAGCAAGAAGAGGAAAAGAAGAGGCAAGAAGAAGAAGAAGAGAAAAGGAAGGCAGGAGAGGAGGCCAAGCGCAAGGCUGAGGAGGAGCUGUUGAAACAAAAGCAAGAAAAAGAAAAGCAGGAGCAAGAAAAAGCCAUGAUUGAAAAGCAGAAAGAAGCAGCAGAAGCAAAGGCCCAGGAGGCCGCUAAACAGAUGCAUCUAGAAAGAGAACAGAUCAUGCUGCAGAUUGAGCAGGAGAGACUGGAGAGGAAGAAGAGAAUAGAUGAAAUCAUGAAGAGAACACGGAAGAGUGAUGUGUCUCCAGAAGUGAAGAAAGAAGAGCCCAAAGUGGGAAUUCAGCCUUCUGUGUGUGUGGAAAAUAAGACAAAACCAGUUGUUCCCAACAAAAUAGAAAUCAAUGGACUGAACACUUGCCAGGAAGUUAAUGGUGUGGGGCACACUGCUCCAGAAACUUUUCCCCGUGACAUUUUCUCUAAUGGGCUUAAACCAGUUGGGGGACUUGUUCAUCUGGAUGCCUUUGAUGGGAAAUCAAACAGUCUGGAUGAUUCAACUGAAGAAGUUCAGUCUAUGGAUGUGAGUCCUGUUUCAAAAGAAGAGCUUAUCUCCAUCCCAGAAUUUUCACCAGUGAGUGAAAUGAUUCCUGGAGUGUCUCUGGACCAAAAUGGAACUGGUAAUGCCCGAGCACUCCAAGAUCUCUUAGAUUUCACUGGUCCCCCCACAUUCCCCAAGAGGUCCAGUGAAAAUCUCAGCCUGGAUGACUGUAACAAAAAUCUUAUCGAAGGAUUUAACAGUCCUGGCCAAGAAACUACUCUGAACACCUUCUGUUGACAAAUACAGUAUCCCUUUAAUGAAAGGUGGUGUUUGGAGAACAUGUGAAGCUACUGGUAGUCAAAUCUGAGCUGCCAGCCAUCUGAAGAAGCUUCUGUCACCCUUAACUGCUGGAUUCCAAAUUAUUAGCUUGGAAUGUAACUGUAUUCCUAGGUAGUAUGUCAAACACUGGCCACUCUUGGUAGAAACCUUGAGACUUUUGCCUUGUUGGGCUUUAGCAAAGUUUCAGUUUACAGUUCUAUUUAUGAGCUUCAGCUGCUGAUAAAGAACUUCCUGUACUUCUCUAUUAUCAUAGUGACCCUGUGAAUAACCUGAGCGACUCUGACUCAGGAAUUCACUUUAUAACCGUUCUUAUACUCAAAGUUGGAGCACACAAACAUUUAGAUGUCUUGUAAACUAUUCAGACAUUUAUCCAAACUCUAGUUAAACAUAUACUCAACUUAGACUGUGUAUCUCCUUGUCUUUAUUGAGAAAGAGGAGAAAUUCAGGAUGUUCCUCCACUCCAGGGUUUCUCUGUUGGAAGGUACUAUCAAGAAGUCUUUUUAUGUUAUUAAGCUUUGCCACCUGCAAAAUGCAUUGCCCACAUUACUCUUUUGGGGUUAAAGUAGUAAGUUUGGUGGCAUAAGGAAGUAAAAACUGUGUAACAAUUUCUGUUCUUUUAUGCAUAUUCUUGUAUACAUGGGCAACUGAAUCUAGCAACGACCUUUUCCUGUCACACCUUAAAAUCUCCAAACUGUAGUCUCUCCAAACCAUCGAGUGGCUUUCCAACUGAAUGACUCCUGUGUCUUGUGUGCAGACAGUUGGUUUUCAUGUUCCUACUAUUGUUUUUCUAUAGGAUCUUGGGAGUUUUCUUUGUUUGCCCCAGUUGCUCAACUUUAAUAAAACCAAGCACAAAUGAAAAUCAUAAUGCUCGGAAAUAAUGGGUCCUGAAUUGGACCCAGUAUGUCACUUUAAUAGACUUUAACAUAAAAAACAUCUGAGUGGGGAAAAAUGACACACUAGAAUGUAUAUCCACACAUUUUAUGUCAUAUGAUGGUGUGUUUUCUUAAUUUUGUUUCUUGUGAAAUGUGACUUUCAGAUUAAAAUGACCUUUUCUUUUAAACUUUUUGCUUUGACUUGUACAAUUAAGAAUUUAGAAAGAUCCAUAAUUCUAAGAGAGGCUUGCCACCAGGAGGUAUAAAGAAGUCUCAAUAGUAAUCUUAUUAUGUGCUUCUAAAGCCAGCUGCAGUUUAAGAAUUUAUUAGUUAUGGAAACUGUGUAUGUUUGUGUAUGUGUAUAUACUAAAUAAAAUAUAUGCCUCCAAAUAAUGCAGUACCAUUGAUCUUGAUGAAUAUCCAGGGGAAAAUCCCUUUAUGACAAGCACACAGGAGAUGAUAGCAUGGUCUGACUUUCAAAAAAUGCCUCGCCAUCUUUCUUAUAGCUUUAUUUUGCUAUAUCUCUGUUUUGUUGUGAUCUGUUGUACCUCACUACACCAUUGUGACCAUGGUGAUACCUCAUUUGCAUGAUGUUUACAUUGUGUUUAAUGUGAAAUACAUUUUCAUUGAAGAGUC